Messenger RNA from Punica granatum (pomegranate), 3045 nucleotides. Lineage: Eukaryota; Viridiplantae; Streptophyta; Magnoliopsida; Myrtales; Lythraceae. The record is from RefSeq and is a predicted model, not a curated record.
GGGUGUGGAUGAAAUGCUGAUACGUGCCCUCUGACUGUAACGUCUUCCUCUGCAAAUCCAAAAACCCCUUCGUUUCCUUGUCACCUUUCUAGAGAGAGAGAGAGAGAGAGAGAGAGAGCGGGAGGGGAGAGAGAGUGGCCGCCAUAGCUAACAGAACCCAAGCGGGGAAACCGCUCAUUUGCCCUAAUCCGCCUCGUCGUAACCGACCCAACAGAACCUUCAGCCAUAGCCGCCUCUAUCCACCUGAUUUCCACACCCGCCCCGUCUGCCCAUCUCUAUUUAUAAUCUCCGCCGCAUGGGGACGCCGUCGACAGCAAACCCUCGUCGCCGAAUCACCCCCCAUUGACGCCUGAGUACACCCCUCCCCCCGUGCCUGAGCCUGAUUGUCAACCCGGUAUGGGCAUCGCCUCCACCCCUAUCGCGGCCAACUCGCCCCUCACCAGCGUCGUCGGCGCCGGCCCCCCCGGCUGCUGCGUCUUCAGCCUCCGGUGCUGGUGCCGGUGGAGGUGCCACGACCAGCCGUCCAAUAGGGUUUUGUCGUCGUGCGGGGUCUUCUUCCUGGGUUGCCUCGCGUUGUUCGGGUCGAUCGGCACGCUCUACGCCUGGCUCGCCUUCAAGCCGCCGUACGUACGUGCCGGCGGUGGCGAUGGCGUGGCCUCGCUCGGUUGCCGGGAGGACAGCGAGGGGUCUUGGUCGGUUGGCGUUUUCUACGGGGAUUCUCCGCUCGCCCUCAAGCCCAUUGAAACUGUGAACAUGUGGAGGGAUCAGACUGCGGCGUGGCCAGUGGCUAACCCAGUUGUGACCUGUGCUUCUAUGUCCGAUGCUGGUUUCCCCAGUAACUUUGUUGCAGAUCCCUUUAUUUAUUUGCAGGAAGAUAAUCUUUACCUCUUCUAUGAAACCAAGAACUCCAUAACAAUGCAAGGUGACAUUGGAGUUGCUAAGAGCACAGAUAAAGGAGCAACAUGGGAACCGUUGGGUAUUGCAUUGGAUGAGGACUGGCAUCUUUCGUAUCCAUAUGUUUUUGAAUACCAGGGACAAAUAUAUAUGAUGCCUGAAAGCAGUGGGAAGGGAGACCUUAGAAUCUACAGUGCCGUCAACUUCCCCUUGCAAUGGAAACUGGAAAAGAUAAUCAUGAAGAAGCCCCUUGUUGAUGCAUUCAUAAUAAACCACAAUGGAAUGUACUGGCUUUUCGGGUCAGACCACACUGGUUUUGGUGCGAGGAAAAACGGCCAAUUAGAAAUCUGGUAUAGCAACUCUCCGCUCGGUCCUUGGAUACCUCACAAGCGGAACCCUAUUUACAAUACCGAAAAGAGUGUUGGAGCUCGUAAUGGAGGCAGGCCCUUUGUCUACAAUGGAGACCUCUAUCGCGUGGGCCAGGACUCUGGGGAAACAUAUGGACGGAGAGUUCGGGUCUUCAAGGUGGAGAUGCUCACUAAGAAUGAAUACAGAGAAGUUGAGGUCUCUUUGGGCAUAGAAGAGCCCGCAAAGGGUAGGAACGCUUGGAACGGGGCUCGUUACCACCACCUCGAUGCUCAGCAGCUCCCUUCAGGCGAGUGGAUCGCAGUAAUGGACGGUGACCGGGUUCCCUCGGGAGAUUCUGUUCUUAGGUUCAUCUUUGGUGUUGCUUCUGUCAUGGGAGUUGCUGCAAUUAUUAUCUUAAUGGGCGCUAUUGUUGGGGCUGUGAAGUGCAUUAUUCCUUUGAACUGGUGCAGUUAUGGUCUGGGCAAAAAAGGAAAUUACAAUAGUAGUGCCUUGUGGGCGUGGGAGCGUGAUGGUGCUCUCUCCUCCAAGGUUUGGUGGCUCUGCACCCGAUUGAACCGGGCCCCAUCACUUCUCCGAGGCUGGGUGAGGACUAAUACCUGCAUGGGUAAAUUCAUCCUCGCCGUAAUUUUCUCAGUUGGGGCAGUUUUAAUGUGCAAUGGUGUUAAAUAUAUCUAUGGAGGCAAUGGGGCCCAGGAAGCUUACCCAUUGAAAGGCCAGCACUCCCAGUUCACGCUUUUGACCAUGACCUACGACGCUCGUCUCUGGAACUUGAAGAUGUACGUGAAGCACUACUCGAGGUGCUCCUCCGUGAAGGAGAUUGUAGUGGUGUGGAACAAGGGGAUUCCGCCAAAGCUGACUGAUUUUGACUCUGCGGUUCCAGUAAGGAUUCGUGUUGAGGGUAAGAACUCACUGAACAACCGGUUUAAGGUGGACUCUUUGAUUACGACCCGGGCGGUUCUGGAACUGGAUGACGAUAUAAUGAUGACGUGCGACGAUGUGGAGAGAGGGUUCAACGUGUGGCGUCAGCACCCUGAUCGGAUUGUCGGCUUCUACCCACGAUUGGUUGCAGGCAGCCCGCUCAAGUACCGGGCAGAGAAGUUUGCGCGGGCCCACGGGGGUUACAAUAUGAUCCUCACUGGGGCCGCCUUUAUGGACUUAAGACUAGCUUUCCAGAGGUACUGGAGUGCCGAGGCGAAGGCAGGGAGGGAGCUUGUGGAUGAGUUUUUCAACUGCGAGGAUGUCCUGCUGAACUAUCUAUAUGCUAAUGCGAGCUCCUCCCUGAGGACUGUAGAGUACGUGAGGCCCGCGUGGGCGAUUGACACGUCCAAGUUCUCAGGGGCUGCUAUAAGCCGUAACACACAAGUGCAUUACGGGAUAAGGAGCAAGUGCCUCGUGAGGUUCUCGGAGAUGUAUGGGGGCCUGGGAGGACGGAAGUGGGAGUUCAACGGUAGGAAAGACGGGUGGGAUUUAUAGGCUUUUUAACCGAGGACAGUAGUGAUCGGGAAGAUUAAAAGGCAUACUCUUCUUCUUGAUUUAGGUACAUUCUUCUUAUUCUGCUGAUCAUAAGCUUGUUCAUACUUCUUUGAUGGUUUGUGGAUUAGAGCAUAGGUUGGGUGGAUUUUUACUUUGUGUUUUCUAUGAAUUUUUGAGGGGGCUUAGUUUAGUUUCGCAGAAAGUGCACAGCUUAGUUGGGUUGAUGAUGUACAUUGGUAAACGCCACAGGCAGAUUUUUCCCUUCUGGUAAAUGUUCCAUAUGCGAAAUUGUGUGUGUUUGUUGGGUCA